CUGCUACUCGCUAGGGAUGUACUAAUGAUAUGUUCAAGAGACACAACCGUGUUUAUUGUCUAAAGCACGGUAUGUGUCUUCUCACCUUCUCUACAGUGGUCAUGAUGCUUGUGACAGUGUGGUGUCUACUAAACUUGCGUCGUGCGAGGACGCAGUUCGUCACCCGGAGCAACGUGGUUUCACAGAUGGCUGCUACUGGGGCUGCUGCCAACUCAGACAGAGCAAAUAUAGAAAAAGGUACACAUAGACGGCAUACUCAAGCAGCAAGGCGUUUCUCCAUCUCAUGUCCUAGUAUGGAAAUCCCUCUUUUGCCACUUCCCGUUGGACAACCACCAGUCUGUGAAAGUAGUGACACGUUUUAUGCGUCUCCUCUGUUUUGUCAUUAUUCGGCCAAGCCACUGCUUGUCAUUAUUAUCCUGUCAUACAUUGGAAACUUUGAGUCAAGACACCAGGCUCGAACAACGUGGUUGCGUUCUCGUUUCAAAAUGAGCAGUGAAUUUGUUGACAGUCAUCCGUGGGCAUAUGCUUUUGUGGUCGGUCGAGCUCGUGGAGAUGGAGCAGUAAAUAUGGAAAAACUGGCAGCAAUAGAGGGAUGUCAUUAUAGAGAUAUUAUGUACGUUGAUGUGAUUGAGAGCUACUACAAUCUCACCUGGAAAAAACUGGAGGCAUGGAAAUAUGUGAAAUCAAAUUUUGACUUUGAAGUGAUGCUAAAGGCAGACGAUGAUUCAAUCAUUAACAUUCAGCUUGUUUUCGAAUGGUUAGACGAGGCGAUUCCUAUAGCUUAUGAUAAAUGUCGAACGAACUCGUCUCUUCGUGUAAUGUAUGGAGGAUUGUGUCGGAUUAAAGAUAUCCCAGUAAGAAACCAAAGUAACAAAUGGUAUUUGAGUUAUGAGGAUUUCACACCGAAUGUGUUUCCACCAACUUGUGUCGGUGCCGGUUACUUCGUGUCACGAGACUUGAUGACUGCUCUAUUGGAAAUACCAGAUCUCAUGUAUUCGUUCAGAAUAGAAGAUGUUCACACUGGAUUAUUAGUCGCCAAGACUGGACUUGUUCCGGCUGCUCAUUUGAUGCAUACCACAAGGGUUUGUAACCAUGACAUUCCUUCUUGUUCCAAUACAGAGUGUCGUCAACCGUACAUACUCAUGACAAAAAAGGCAGCAAGGAGAGCUGAAUUGUAUAAAAACUUUAUGCGAACUAAGUGCUGAACGUCUCCUUGUAAAUUUUGAUUACUACGUAACUUAGUUAUUACCCUAUGUUGCUACUGUCUGGAGUUACCUUCUACUGUCUAACUACAACCCGCAGAGUGCUAGAGACAUGGAUGUGCUGACAAGCCAGCUACAAGAUCCUCACAGCUAUAUGCAAUGCAAGACCACAGACUUCUAUUACUGAAAGUAUCGCGUGCCAUCACUUUUGUCAAAGACUUUAGUUACAAUUUUUAGAGUUCUGGUAUGGACGUACAUGUUGUUUACAACUGAAUUCCAACAUACUACUUAGUACUUACAAGAAGGCACAAUUUUUAGAGCAGACAAAGCUGCAGUGUAUUGAUGUGUAAUAGUCUAGUCCUAUUCUCCAUUUUGU
Molecule: messenger RNA, 1578 nt
Organism: Corticium candelabrum
Lineage: Eukaryota; Metazoa; Porifera; Homoscleromorpha; Homosclerophorida; Plakinidae
Product: beta-1,3-galactosyltransferase 5-like
Exons: 2
Coding region: 30-1205 (391 amino acids)
Cellular component (GO): Golgi membrane
Molecular function (GO): hexosyltransferase activity
Source: RefSeq, a predicted model, not a curated record